UAGGGCGGGGCCACGUCCUCUUCCAGCCGGCGGCCGCCCGCCCGCCCGCCCGCUUCCGUCAACCUCACUGCGGCUUCCUUCCGUCUCGCUCGGAGUUUCCCUCUGCGUUCGCUCCGCGCUGCUGGAGGCUGUCGUCCCAAUGCUCCCCAAACGGCGGCGAGCGCGGGUCGGGUCCCCUAGCGGCGAUGCCGCUUCCUCCACGCCGCCCUCGACGCGCUUCCCGGGAGUCGCCAUCUACCUGGUCGAGCCUCGCAUGGGUCGCAGCCGCCGGGCCUUCCUCACACGCCUGGCGCGCUCCAAAGGCUUCCGCGUCCUUGACGCCUGCAGCUCCGAAGCGACACAUGUUGUGAUGGAAGAGACCUCAGCAGAGGAGGCCGUCAGCUGGCAGGAGCGCAGGAUGGCAGCUGCUCCCCCGGGUUGCACCCCCCCAGCUCUGCUGGACAUAAGCUGGUUAACAGAGAGCCUGGGAGCUGGGCAGCCUGUACCUGUGGAGUGCCGGCACCGCCUGGAGGUGGCUGGGCCAAGGAAGGGGCCUCUGAGCCCAGCAUGGAUGCCUGCCUAUGUCUGCCAGCGCCCCACGCCCCUCACGCACCACAACACUGGCCUCUCGGAGGCUCUGGAGACACUGGCCGAGGCAGCAGGCUUUGAAGGCAGUGAGGGCCGCCUCCUCACCUUCUGCAGAGCAGCCUCGGUGCUCAAGGCCCUUCCCAGCCCUGUCACAACCCUGAGCCAGCUGCAGGGGCUUCCCCACUUUGGAGAACACUCCUCUAGGGUUGUCCAGGAGCUGCUGGAGCAUGGGGUGUGUGAGGAGGUGGAGAGAGUUCAGCGCUCAGAGAGGUACCAGACCAUGAAGCUCUUCACCCAGAUCUUCGGGGUCGGUGUGAAGACUGCUGACCGGUGGUACCGGGAAGGACUGCGAACCUUAGAUGACCUCCGAGAGCAGCCCCAGAAACUAACCCAACAGCAGAAAGCGGGGCUCCAGCACCACCAGGACCUGAGCACCCCAGUCCUGCGGUCCGAUGUAGAUGCCCUGCAGCAGGUGGUGGAGGAAGCUGUGGGGCAGGCCCUGCCUGGGGCCACCGUCACGCUGACCGGCGGCUUCCGCAGGGGGAAGUUGCAGGGCCAUGACGUGGACUUCCUCAUCACCCACCCCAAGGAGGGUCAGGAGGCGGGGCUGCUGCCUAGAGUGAUGUGCCGCCUGCAGGACCAGGGCCUCAUCCUGUACCACCAGCACCAGCACAGCUGCUGGGAGUCCCCUACCCGCCUGGCCCAACAGAGCCACAUGGACGCUUUUGAGAGAAGUUUCUGCAUUUUCCGCCUACCACAACCUCCAGGGGCUGCUGUGGGGGGAUCCACGAGGCCCUGCCCAUCCUGGAAGGCCGUGAGAGUGGACUUGGUAGUUGCACCCGUCAGCCAGUUCCCUUUCGCCCUGCUCGGUUGGACUGGCUCCAAGCUUUUCCAGCGGGAGCUGCGCCGCUUCAGCCGGAAGGAGAAGGGCCUGUGGCUGAACAGCCAUGGGCUGUUUGACCCGGAGCAGGGAAGCAGCAGUGGCAAGACUCCUAGGUCACGGAAGUCCUGCUUCUGUUGCAGAAGACAUUUUUCCAAGCAGCUUCAGAGGAAGACAUCUUCAGACACCUGGGCCUCGAGUACCUUCCUCCAGAGCAGAGAAACGCCUGAGCCUGCCUGUGUCCCCCACUUCCACUCAGGAAAUUGGGCUGCCCCCAACCUGGCCACUGAAUGUCUCCAGGCAGAUAUGCUGCCCCCUGACCCCCACCUUCACCCCUCCCCGCCAAGGCCUGGCUCUUCCGGAGGUCAGUUGUGCCUGAAGGAUCAGUUGAGCCCCUGCUGGUGUGCUGCAGGGUGUGAUGAGGUGGGAGCCCUCAGUGCCAGCCUCAUCACUGUGUGACCCUGGGUCUGCUCUUAGCCUCCCCAUGGCUCACGUUCCUGCCCUGGAUGGGAUGUGAGCAGGGCCCACAUCAUGGAGCUGUGGUGGGACCUGCAGUCAUGAAUGGCAAGUGGUCCCUGAUGUGCAGUGUCCCAUUAGUUGCACUGCAGUUAACUGUGGCUCCUGCAGGGCACCCUGCCCAGAAUGCCCAGAAGAGAACCAUGCAUACCUGCACUGCAUUUGAGAGCCAUGAGCUGGAGGCUGUGGUUCGUGCCAGCAAGGAGCCUACUGUCUGGUGUGCUGUAGGCAUCUGGAGAGGGAGAGGGCCUGGGUAGGAGCUGGGAGGAAGAUAAUUUUCAACUAUGGGGCUUCAGUACUGCAGCGCCCUGAGCCAGGCUCUGUGCUUCUGCCUUUAAGGCCUGUUCUCAGCACAAUGUCUCAAAAAUAGGUCAUAUCCUGCCACUCCCGUCGCAGAGCCCUUUAAUGGUUCCAAACCCUAAGUCCACACAUAGCCCCUGGCUCUGGCAUCUCUCCAGCCCCACUGGCCCCGAGCUGCUUGACUCACCGGCUUCCUAUUUGAUGCACCCAGGCCCCCUUGUGGCCAACUCCCUCCCCUUCUCACUGAGGCAGAAGCACUGAGAUGGGCUGGACAUGGGUGCCCUCCAUGUCCCUCAUAUCCCCAGGCACACUCUGGCCUCAGGUUUUGCCCUGGCCAUGUCAUCCACCUGGAGUGGGCCCUCCCCUUCUUCAGGCCUUGAAUCAAAAGCCACUUUGUUAGGCGAGGAUUUCCCAGACCACUCAUCACAUUAAAAAAUAUUUUGAAAACAUGCAGUAAA
Pan troglodytes (chimpanzee) is the source of this 2721-nucleotide messenger RNA. RefSeq names its product DNA polymerase mu (gene POLM). Gene Ontology annotation, biological process: double-strand break repair via nonhomologous end joining. The transcript has 11 exons. The record is from RefSeq and is a predicted model, not a curated record. Gene Ontology annotation, molecular function: DNA binding; DNA-directed DNA polymerase activity. Bases 140 to 1906 code for a protein of 588 amino acids. Gene Ontology annotation, cellular component: nucleus. Lineage: Eukaryota; Metazoa; Chordata; Mammalia; Primates; Hominidae.